Sphenostylis stenocarpa is the source of this 1023-nucleotide messenger RNA. NCBI's taxonomy places the organism in Eukaryota, Viridiplantae, Streptophyta, Magnoliopsida, Fabales, Fabaceae. The record is from the annotation of a GenBank genome assembly.
AUGAGUUUGGUUGCAGGAUCCUACGAGAAAUUCAUCUGGGGUCUCACCCUAAACCCCCAAUCCCAAUCUCUAACCCCUCUCUUCUCCUACCCUUCCCACCUCUCCUCCAUCAAGACCGUCGCGGUCUCCGCCUCCGUCGUUGCCUCCGGUGGCGAGGACGACACCAUACACCUCUACGACCUCUCCGCCGCCUCCUCCCUCGGCUCCCUCCACCACCACUCCGCCACCGUCACCGCCCUUUCAUUCUACACCCCUCCCAACCUCCCCUUCCCUCGCAACCUCAUCUCCGCCGACGCCGCUGGCUCUGUUUCCAUCGUUGAUGCCGAUGGCUUCGUCCACCUCACCACCAUCUCCGUCCACCGCAAUGCCGCCAUCAACGACCUCGCCCUACACCCCUCCGGCGAGCGCGCCCUCACCGUCGCCCGCGACAACUGCCUCGCCGUCGUCAACCUCGUCCGCGGCCGCCGCAACUGCUGCUUGCGCCUCGACAAGGAGGCUACUCUGGUCAAGUUCGACGUCUCCGGCGACCGCUUCUUCAUGGCCGCGAAGGAGAAGGUUUCCGUCCACCAGACAGAGGAUGCGCGGAUAUUGUUCGACUUGGAAUGCUCCAAGCCCGUUCUCUGCGCUGCUCCUGCUAGGAAUGGACUUCUUUAUACUGGUGGUGAGGACAAAAAUAUCACAGCAUGGGAUAUCAAUACUGGAAAAGUUGCAUAUUGCUUGGAAGAAGCACAUACUUCCCGUAUCAAAGGUAUUGUCAUACUCACAGAUAGUGAUGGUGCUACAGAGGAUGACCCUUACCUAGUGGCAUCUGCAUCAUCUGAUGGCAAUAUACGUGUCUGGGAUGUUCGAAUGACAGCUAGAAAGAAACCGCUAGCUGAAUAUAACACAAGAUCGAGAUUGACAUGCCUUGCUGGAACAAGUCUCCGAUUCCGAAGGCAACGACGGCAGGAUGGGAGUAAAUCGAAGGUAGUUAAACGACAACGACUCCAGGCUGGAAAGAGUAAAUCAAAGGCAGAGGAUUAA